AUGGCACCCAGGUCGCUGCGGCCAACAGGUCACAAAGCUGCAGCAACAGCAGCCACGCUCUUCCUGCUAUCAACGUCGGUCCUCGCACUCCCACAGCUCCGCGCCCGUGCUCUCAUCGGCCCAGAAGACCUCAGAGAUGCAUAUGACUACAUCAUCAUCGGCGGCGGCGCGGCUGGACUGACGGUAGCGGACCGGCUGAGCGAGGAUGCCGACACCACCGUACUGGUCAUCGAGUCUGGCGCCCUAUCAAACUCGGACCAGAUCAACCUCGUCCGCGAUAGCCUCACCUGGUUCACCGAUCUGAGCCUGUUCCACCUGCUCAACACCCAGCCCAACCGCGAGCUCAACAACAUCUCGACGCUCGCCUUUGUGGGCAACGUCGUGGGGGGCAGCUCGGCGGUCAACGGGAUGCAGGCCCCCCGGGGCACAAAGGACGAGUACAAUCGCUGGGCGGAGGUGUAUGGAGACGGCGGCGAGGGGUGGGGAUGGGAGGGGAUGCUGCCGUACUUCAAGAAGGGAACGCAUCGGCAAACACCUUCUCAGGCCUCGCUUGACGUCAUGCCAUACUUCAAAGCUAAUCCAUCUGAAUAUUGGGGCCAAGAGGACUCAACUCGGGUGUACACUGGCUGGCCAACCUUUCAGUUCCCCGGCGUCAAGUACCAGAUCGAAGCACUGGCACAAGUGCCUGGGGUGAAGUUCCCAGAGGACGCAGGUGCCGGUGAAGCGGGCGUUUACUGGUAUCCGAGCUUUUGGGAUGCCGUGAUAGUCGAUGGCGAGGGUUCAUUCAACCGAUCGUAUGCAAAGACUGGCCAUUGGGAUGGUCUCGACAGACCCAACUAUGAUCUUCUGACGAACAGCGUCGUCACCAAGAUUGAAAUCGACGCAGGCAAUCGCGCCUGUGGAGCGACUUUCCGCGGGCGGUACGACAACUCGACCACGCCGGACUUGAAGGCUGUCAAGGCGAAGAAGGAGGUUGUCCUCUCUGCAGGCACUUAUCACAGCCCACAGAUUCUGCAACUCAGUGGCAUCGGACCCAAGAAGCUGCUAGAUGAGGCGGGUAUCGAGGUCAAGGUCGACUUGCCUGGCGUUGGGCAGAACUUCCACGACCACACUUCUUUAAAUUUGACAUAUGCUUACAAGAACUUCACCCUCCGCCCCAACCGGCGGGACGACAUGGUUGGGCAGAACCCUGAGUUCCUGGAAUGGGCCGACGAGCUCUGGGCCGCCAAUCAUACCGGCCCGUGGUCGCGCUACCUAUUUAACGUGGGCGCCUGGCUCCCGCUGACCGUCAUGGCACCAGACGAGUACGAGUCACUCGCAUCGCAGGUCGACGCGCAAGCGGCCUCCCCAGAGACGGUGGCAUCACUGCUCCCCAACGGCCAGGACACAGAUCCCACCGUCGUCGCGGGCCACGCCGCGCGGCUCCAGGCCAUGGCCUCGUCGAUUCGCAACCCCAACGUCAUCUUCUACCAGCAGGGGUUCACGGGGGACGAGCCGAACUUCUACAUCACCUACGAGAACCCGCUCAGCGCGGGCGAGAUCAACAUCAACACCACGGACCCCUCGGGCCCGCCGGUCAUCGACUGGCGCACGUACAGCAACCCGGUCGACUUUGACAUCCUCAUCGCCAUGGCGCGCUUCCACCGCAAGCUCAACCUCGAGUCCCCCGUGUACGCCGAGUUCCUGCCCGAGGAGACGGGGCCCGGUCUGGACGUGCAGACCAAGGAGCAGUGGGUGACCUGGAUCCGCAAGGAGACACAGCCCAGCGCCAUGCACCCUACAGGGUCGUGCGGGAUGAUGCCCCGCGAGCUGGGCGGCGUGGUGGAUGCGGAGCUCAAAGUGUAUGGCGUGCAAGGGCUGCGGGUGGUCGAUGCGAGUGUGCUGAACUUGCUGGUUGGGACGAAUAUUUGCCAGACCGUGUAUGCGGUUGCGGAGCGGGCGGCUGAUCUGAUCAAGGGAGUGAUCUGA
Microdochium trichocladiopsis is the source of this 1968-nucleotide messenger RNA. RefSeq lists its product as uncharacterized. The record is from RefSeq and is a predicted model, not a curated record. The transcript is spliced from 6 exons. Gene Ontology annotation, molecular function: flavin adenine dinucleotide binding; oxidoreductase activity, acting on CH-OH group of donors. Lineage: Eukaryota; Fungi; Ascomycota; Sordariomycetes; Xylariales; Microdochiaceae. The coding region runs from base 1 to 1968 and encodes 655 amino acids. Gene Ontology annotation, biological process: secondary metabolite biosynthetic process.